This is a messenger RNA of Zea mays, 1074 nucleotides long. RefSeq lists its product as uncharacterized. Lineage: Eukaryota; Viridiplantae; Streptophyta; Magnoliopsida; Poales; Poaceae. The record is from RefSeq and is a predicted model, not a curated record. Bases 239 to 790 code for a protein of 183 amino acids. The transcript has 6 exons.
AAUCAGUUUCACUUCCAAACAGAUCUUCAAAUACACGAUGAUGUUGCUGUAGAAACUAGUCCGGAACUCUCUCCCAAGCUUCUUAUAAAUGCUCCAACCUGUUGCCAUCUACUGUCUUCCUCCCGAUUCCAAGCUGCUCUCGUCCCUAGAAAUAAAGCAGCUCCUCCGCGGGGCGGCGAACUACUACCCAUCGCCAAAACCCUAGCCCCGAUCCGGUCGAGGAGCACUACUUCUUGGCAUGGCGGGCACCCCUAGCCAGGCAAGCCUCCUGCUCCAGAAGCAGCUCAAGGAUCUUGCGAAGAACCCCGUGGAUGGGUUCUCCGCAGGGCUUGUAGACGAUAGCAACGUCUUCGAGUGGCAGGUCACCAUCAUCGGCCCGCCCGACACCCUAUAUGAUGGAGGCUACUUCAAUGCAAUAAUGACCUUCCCCCAGAACUAUCCCAACAGCCCGCCAUCAGUAAGAUUUACUUCUGGGAUGUGGCAUCCGAAUGUUUAUCCGGAUGGGCGUGUUUGCAUUUCUAUUCUUCAUCCACCUGGUGAAGAUCCCAGUGGUUAUGAGCUUGCAAGCGAACGGUGGACACCAGUGCACACGGUUGAAAGUAUAGUUCUGAGCAUCAUUUCAAUGCUCUCUAGUCCGAAUGACGAGUCUCCAGCAAAUAUUGAAGCUGCCAUGCCUUUGGUUUCUGAAGUUAUACACGACUUUGCCUUGCAGAAGGAUUGGAGAGAGAAGCGGGAUGAGUUCAAGAAGAAGGUUAGGCAAUGUGUCCGCAGGUCUCAGGAAAUGCUGUGAAGGAGGAACAUGGGGGAGUUGAAUGAGUCUGCAAUCGGUGUGCUGCAAUUCACAACCAAUUAUCUCAUGUCAGCAUUCUUUUGCUUUCCCCUGUAUAUUUUUUCAACCGAUGUCACUCGUAUAGUGGUGUUGGGUCUCUUUAGACAAACUCGGGACGGUUGCUUAUCCUAAAAAUUCGAUUGUACUGCGUGGCAUGAAAUGAUCGAUUCGAAGAAUAUUUUGAACAUGCUGCCACCUAAUCAAAAAAUUUCAUGUUUAACAUCAUAAGGAAUAACUGUUGCUUA